Messenger RNA from Nematocida minor, 615 nucleotides. Its product is annotated as large subunit ribosomal protein L15e. Lineage: Eukaryota; Fungi; Microsporidia. The coding region runs from base 1 to 615 and encodes 204 amino acids. Gene Ontology annotation, cellular component: ribosome; cytosolic large ribosomal subunit. The record is from RefSeq and is a predicted model, not a curated record. Gene Ontology annotation, molecular function: structural constituent of ribosome; RNA binding. The transcript has a single exon. Gene Ontology annotation, biological process: cytoplasmic translation.
AUGUCAGCGUAUGAAUAUAUGGCAGAGAUCCAGAAGAACAAGCAGUCUGAUGUAAUGAGAUACUUGCUCAGAAUGAGAUGCUGGGAGUACAGACAGAGAAACAUGAUCCACAGAGCAGAAAGACCCACCUGCCCAGACAAGGCAAGAAAGCUGGGAUACAUUAAGAAGAGAGGAAUAGUCAUAUACAGAGUAAAGAUCAGAAGAGGAGGAAGAAGAAAGCUUGCCAGAAAGGGUAAGGUAAACGGAAAGCCAGUGAACCACGGCAUCCACCAGCAGAAACAGAAGAAGAGUCUGCACGCUCUUGCAGAGAUCCGAGUGGGCCGCAAGCUCGGCAGCUUGAGAGUCCUCAACUCAUACUGGGUUGGACAGGACGCCACCUACAAGCACUACGAGGUAAUUCUGGUUGAUCCCACAGUUGAGAACAUAAGAACCGACAGAAGACUCGCAUGGCUGUGCAGCCCCAAGCAGAAGCACAGAGAGUGCAGAGGGCUAACAUCGGCAACCAAGAAGAGCAGAGGGCUUGGAAAAGGAAAGAGAUUCAACAAGACCAUCGGAGGAUCAAGAAAGGCCUGCUGGAGAAGAAAUAACACAGUUUCCCUUCUUAGAUACAGAUAA